Chara braunii is the source of this 1594-nucleotide messenger RNA. The record is from the annotation of a GenBank genome assembly. NCBI's taxonomy places the organism in Eukaryota, Viridiplantae, Streptophyta, Charophyceae, Charales, Characeae.
GGUCAUGCCUUUUGGCCUCACCAAUGCCCCGACGACCUUUCAAGCGGCAAUGACCAAUGAGUUUCGUGCGAUGUUGGACUGGUUCGUGCUACUUAGACGACAUCCUCGUCUAUAGCAGGACCUUGGAGGAUCAUCUGGAGCACCUUCGACGAGUGUUGGAGACGCUCCACUGCGCCAAGUACAAAGUCAACCGCAACAAGUGCAAAUUUGUCCGGCAAGAGCUGGAAUACUUGGGCCAUUUUGUCACACCGGAGGGCAUCAGUCUGUUGUCGGACAAGAUUCAACCCAUCCAAGAGUGGCCGGAGUCGCGGAACGUCACAGAUGUCCGUUCGUUUCUUGGCCUUGCCAGCUACUACCAACGUUUUAUCAAGGGAUACUCGAAGAUCACGGCCCACUUAACCAAGCUUCAAAGCGAGGAUCGGCCGUUCGACUUCGGUGAGGAUGCGCGGGGUUCAUUUUUGGCCCUCAAAGCCGCAUUAUUAUCCGCGGAGAUCUUGCGCAUUUACAACCCGCUAUUGCCAACGCGCGUCACUACUGAUGCAUCCGGCUAUGGCAUUGGCACCGUCCUCAAACAACACGAUGGCGUGCACUGGCACCCGGUCGAGUACUUCAGCAAGAAAGUGUCGGUCGUGCACUCAAUCGAUGAUGCACGAAAGAAGGAGCUCCUAGCCUUCGUCCACGUGCUCAAGCGGUGGUGGCAUUUUCUCCUUGGUCAAAGCCAAUUCCGAUGGGUGACGGAUAACAAUCCGUUGGUCUUCUACAAGACCCAAGAAACGGUCAACAACACCAUCGCCCGUUCGAUGGCUUUCAUCGACCAAUUCGACUUCUUUCCCGAUCACAUUCCGGGGAAGUCUAACCGUUUUGCGGAUGCUCUUUCACGGUGUCCGGAUCAUUGUAUUGCAGUCUAUUUGACCUUCGAGAUCGACGACGACCUGUGGGACAGCUUCAUCCACGACUACCAAGUCGACCCCGAGUUUCGCGACAAGUAUGCGAAUUGCUCCUCUCCUAAUCCGGCGCCUUCUCACUAUCGGAUCCAAGAGGGUACUUGUUUGUCAACACGCGGGAGAAGGACCUUCUUUGCAUGCCAAGUAAUCCUCACUUGCGUACGCGWCUUCUUGGCGAGUUCCACGAUGCUCCCGCCACUAGACACUUUGGUCAAGCGAACGAUUGGCCGACUCUGUGAGCGCUUUUGGUGGCCCGACCUUCUCGGCGACGUCACACGCUAUUGCAAGUCAUGCGAGGUUUGCCGACGCUGCAAAUCCCGCAACCAUCGUUCGUACGGCGAGUUGCGAACAUUACCGGUCCCCUUGCGCCGAAGGGAAGUGAUUGCCAUGGACAUUACCGGGCCGUUCCCCAAGCACAAGGCCGGUGUGGAUGUGCUUCUCACGGUGGUCAACCGACUCACCAAGUUCGCCAUGUUUUUGCCUUGCCGCUAUCAUGCCAAGGCACCGGAGUUGGUUGAGCGGAACAUAACGACUUUCAUGGGCGACGAUCGCAAGACCCACCCUUUAUGGACGGUUUUCAAGAGGUUGGCGACAUCAUCUCCCAGCGAGGCUACGGCAACAGGCUGACUGAAUACUUGGUACAUUUUGCG